Messenger RNA from Camellia sinensis, 2813 nucleotides. RefSeq names its product UPF0481 protein At3g47200. The record is from RefSeq and is a predicted model, not a curated record. NCBI's taxonomy places the organism in Eukaryota, Viridiplantae, Streptophyta, Magnoliopsida, Ericales, Theaceae.
UCCAGCUCAAGACGGGCAGGAUAGUGUCUUGCAGGUAUUCCAAGUGGAACUACACUAUUUCUGAACACAUCAAAUAAUUAUCUUAGUGUAGUCAUCUUUUAUUGACAGCGCUCUUGCCAUUGCUUACACAGAGAGUUGUAAGAGAAGCUCGCUCUUCCAAUAUACAUGGGAUCAACAUUUCUGACAUAAAAUUAAGCAGGUUAGUUUUUUUAUGUUUAUAUACAUAAAGUUGGUUCGAUAAACAGACGAAGCAACCCAAGGCCGAACGGACAACAUUGGUUAGGGAACAAUCAGAGCCAAAACCAAAUCGAAGUUCAGGAGACACUAAACAAAGCGAUCUCUCUUUUAGUUAGUUUGAGAAAAAUGCAGUUAAUCCCAAGUUUGACAUAAUUACACUGAUAUUUCUUUCAUUAAGUUUAAAGCAAUCAAUACUAUUGUAGAUGGUGGUACACUGAAAUAAAUAAAGAUAAAUAUUCAUUUUAGUAGAAAAUAUAUGACAAUAUCAUUUUUAAAUCUAUACAAUUCACGAAUUAUCAAUGAAAAAUGACUCAUGUUUUAUAUGAAUUAAAACCUUAACGCUGUGUUUGGUUUGGCGAUUUGGGGAGGGGAUUUGAAAAGGGAAAAUAAAAAGAUAUGUAAAACUCGAUGAAAUUUAGGCAUAUUUUUCCCAAAUUAAAUACAGCACAAGGGAGGUAACUGUAAUUAUGUAAAAGGAUUAACAGUAUUUUCUCUAAACUUCAUGGGAGGUGAGUGUAAUUUAUGCCCCCAAAAAAUGUAUAUGUAUUUAGUAACUCUCAUAUUCCUUCGUCUUGUCUAGCUAACCCAAUAUCGUCGUUUUGUCCCUCUUCAAGUUAAUACCGUGUGAGGAGAAAUAUGGAGAGUUAUUCUUUUCCUGUCAAGAACAAACACUAAUAAAUUAACAAAUAACAUAACAUAUUAUGAGCUAAAAUGUAAAUUAUGAGCUUUUGGUCUUUGAAAGAAAGGAAUACAAUUCUUGUACUUUUUACUUUACAUCUUCAUUUUUAUGUGCACACAUAUACAUAUUCAUGUAUUUGGGUCCAAUUGUUGUCACUUUGUCCAGCAGGACACACCCUAUUCUGCACUGCACCUGAAGAGUUUGUAGAAUCGAUUCAGACGGCACAAUGAAAGAUUCAAGUCCCUUACUUGGCUGUCAAGCGAGAAAAAAGAAAAAGAUGCUGAAGAAGUUGGGUCUUGGGAAGCAUAGGAAUUGUAGGUACGUACGUAAAGAGUUGGUAGGUAGCUAGCAAGGCGGAAGCUGAAGCUGAACAGAAGAAGAAGCUAGUGCAUGAAAAGAAUGGGGGAGCCGGAUGAGCAGAGAAUGGGGGAAAGGGAGCAGUGGGUCAUAAAAGUAAAUGAUGAACUGAAGUGCAUGGCAGAUACCCCGACAGAAAUUAAGCACUGGGAGAAGCGAUCCAUUUACAAAGUGCCUGCUUGCGUCACAGAUCUCAACAAGACAGCCUACAAGCCUCAGGCUGUCUCCUUCGGCCCUUACCAUCAAGGAGAGCCACAUUUGUUGCCCAUGGAGGAGCACAAGCACCGUGCUCUCCUGCAUUUUCUCAAGAGAUCCAACAAACCCCUUGAAUCCUAUGUCAACUCUCUGGCCCAAGUGGUGCAAGAUUUAAAAGACUCGUAUGAUUCGCUUGAUCCUGUGUGGCAAUCAGACACCAGCAACGAUCGAUUCUUGAAGCUCAUGAUUCUUGAUGGUUGCUUCAUGCUUGAAGUCUUGCGAAUGGCCACUCAAAGUCUGGAUGAUUAUGCUCACAAUGAUCCCAUCUUUAGCAAGCACGGAAAGCUCCACCUCAUGCCCUAUAUCAAGCGUGACAUGCUUAUGCUUGAAAACCAACUGCCCAUGCCCGUUCUCCACAACCUGCUUGCUGUUGAAAACCACAAAGCUGAUCAGCAAGGCAACGAAGAAGAAGAGUUUGUGAACAAGCUCAUUCUUAAGUUCUGCCACCCCAACACCCGGUUCCCACCUGACUCAUUAAGAAUGGGCAAAUGCUUGCACUUACUGGACGUGUACAGGAAGAGCCUACUUUGGGAAGACCGGUCCAACAAGGAAAAAAAAAGCCGGAAAUCAGGCCGCAGCGCAGACCAUGAAGGUGGUGGUGGGGACGAGAUCAUCAGGUCUGCAACGGAGCUCAACGAAGCUGGAAUCCGGUUCAAGAAAAGUAAGAGUGGAAGCCUGAAAGAUAUCUCAUUCAAAGGCGGGGUGCUGAAGCUCCCACUCAUUGUGGUGGAUGAUGCGACCGAGUCAAUGUUUUUGAACCUAAUGGCUUUCGAGCGGUUCCAUGUAGGGUCUGGGAAUGAGGUGACCUCCUAUAUCUUCUUCAUGGACAACAUCAUAGACAGUGCGGGCGACGUUAGCCUCCUGCACUCGCGAAGUAUCAUCCAGAAUGCCAUCGGAAGUGACAAAGCGGUUGCAAAACUCUUCAACUCCCUCUCCAAAGAUAUAACUCUCGACCCAGACAGCAGCUUGGAUGUGGUGCAUAAGAAGGUCCACAGGUACUGCAAGAAACAUUGGAAUGAGUGGCGUGCAAAUCUCAUUCAUACCUAUUUCAGGAAUCCCUGGGCCAUUCUCUCUGUAAUUGCUGCCGUCUUCCUUUUUGCCCUCACUAUUGCCCAAACAAUAUACACCGUUUAUCCUUAUUACCGAAAAUGAAGUGUGUAAACAAUACACACAAAAUUUGAUUGGUCCAAAUAUGUAGACACCAUACUUCAAAAAAGUGUAUUUUUUUAGAGUGAACAAAAUCAAAUUCCUUAUUACCACCCGCAUUAAUUGACCCAUUUUCAUU